Molecule: messenger RNA, 609 nt
Organism: Eremomyces bilateralis CBS 781.70
Lineage: Eukaryota; Fungi; Ascomycota; Dothideomycetes; Eremomycetales; Eremomycetaceae
Product: ribosomal protein L13
Exons: 5
Coding region: 1-609 (202 amino acids)
Biological process (GO): translation; negative regulation of translation
Cellular component (GO): cytosolic large ribosomal subunit; ribosome
Molecular function (GO): mRNA binding; structural constituent of ribosome
Source: RefSeq, a predicted model, not a curated record
AUGUCGUCGUUCGAACAAGUGGUGGUAAUCGACGGCAAAGGUCACUUGCUGGGCCGCCUGGCCAGCAUCGUGGCCAAGCAGCUCCUCAACGGACAGAAGAUCGUGGUGGUCCGAUGCGAGGCAUUGAACAUGUCCGGAGAGUUCUUCAGGGCCAAACUGAAGUACCAGGCUUUCCUCCGAAAACAGACACGAUUCAACCCUACCCGCGGUGGUCCCUUCCAUUUCCGCGCCCCGUCGAAGAUCUUCUGGAGAACGGUUCGCGGCAUGAUCCCGCAUAAGACCUCGCGAGGCGCCGCCGCCAUGAACCGCCUGAAGUCCUUCGAGGGUGUCCCGCCGCCGUACGACAAGAAGAAGCGCAUGGUCGUCCCACAGGCGCUGCGCGUGUUGAGAUUGAAGCCUGGCCGCAAGUACUGCACCGUUGGUCGCUUGGGCCAUGAGUUCGGCUGGAAGUACCAGGACGUCGUUGCCAGACUCGAGGAGAGGAGGAAGGUCAAGGGCGCAGCGUACUACGAGCGCAAGAAGGUGGCGCGGAGACAGUUGGCGGAUGCGCAGAAGACGGCGAAGGUGGACACCAAGGUGACGACGGAGCUGGCUCAGCUCGGAUACUAG